Messenger RNA from Enterobius vermicularis (human pinworm), 1912 nucleotides. NCBI's taxonomy places the organism in Eukaryota, Metazoa, Nematoda, Chromadorea, Rhabditida, Oxyuridae. The record is from the annotation of a GenBank genome assembly.
UUAAAUUACAUGCACCACUGGAAUUUUGCCGUUGUUGUUUACCGGUAAACAUUAUGUCUACGAGUAUCGAAAGUCUUCCAGAUCAAGUUUUACUUUAUAUUUUUACACAUGUUAAUCAUUAUCACGAUUUUGACUCGAUUCGAUCGGUUUGCAAACGAUGGUAUUUUCUUGCGAUUAAAGCUGCUGCUAUUAUGCAACGGGCUUUUAAAAGAUGUGACCAAUUUAAAUGGUUCAUUUUUUUUUCUUUUUUCUAUCGUUUAUACGACCACCUAUAUUCAUUUAAACAGCGGUGUACCAUUAAUGAAUCAUUGAUGUAUUCUUAUCGUCAUGUGGGUUGUAUAGCACCUCGUUACUAUCACUCAGCGUGUUACCAUCAGGGUUCAAAAUCUAUGUUAGUGUUUGGCGGUUGCACCACAAAUUACACUGCUUUCAAUGAUUUGUGGCAGUUUGAUCUUAGUAGUCGACAGUGGAAACGGGUAGUUAUUAGAAGUUCGCCAUUUCCCAGCCCUAAGGCUCUGGCAACGUUAGUCCCUUAUGGCGACGACGUCUUACUUUAUGGCGGUUUUUCCACAUCUUCGCCGAACCCUUUUCGUUGUUUAUCUAAGUAUUAUGACGAGCUUCAUUUGUUUAAAUUCGACGAGCAGAGAUGGAUUGAGUUAAUAGCGGAAAAUGAGGGCCCAAAAUUGGCAGGCCAUUCUGCAGUAAUUGUGGACGACUCUAUGAUUGUUUUUGGAGGGGUUUCUGGAGAAUAUGCAAGCAAUACAGUUUAUAUUUAUGACAUCAAGAAGUCGCGAUGGUGGUCACCCAGAUUUUUGACCAGGGAAGCCCCUUCUCCUCGAUGUAAUCAUUCUCAAGCAUUAAUUGACCGGAAUCAUUUAUUUAUAUUUGGUGGAAGUGUUGGUCCUAGUGAAGUUUCUGCUAUUAGCUCUUCCAGUUAUGCACUGACUGAUUUGUGGCUUUUAAACUUUGACUUAAGUGCUCCGGACAGGUGGGAAUGGAAAAAAAUAAAGAUAAACAACCAGGAAUUUUCAUCCUGGCAGCUCUGGUUACAUACCGCUUGCAAUGUGGGUCAUAAUCUGGUUGUGCUUGGUUCGCACUACGGUCCACUUGUUGCUGCAAAGGAUCCACUUUGUACUUCGACAUCUGCUACAUGUUAUAAUUGCCCGCCGGAAAUUCUCUUUGAGGGAAGCCGGGAUUUACGUUCAAACUCUGGUGGCAGUGACGCCAAUGCUGAUAAGAGUAAUUUCCUGAAAACAGUUGGGGAGGACCAGAGUAUUUUGCACGGCCCUCAGUUCCAACACAUGACAGCUGUUUAUAUUGUUUCACCUGAUAGCGAUAAGUUUUUAUUAUGCCGUAGUCGAAAUGAUUGUUCUGAAGGUAAUUCGGUGAAGCAGCAGUCAAGGUCUAAUGCAAACUGUGAGCUGAACUCUGAUUUUUUUCCUGAUGGAUCUCAACCAAGCACAAGUCACAGUCAUUUGGAGACGUCGUCAUCGUCAAAGUCAAAGAUACAAGAGCUAGAUAGGACUUAUCCGGGUAUAAAACCGAGAUUUUUGAAGCAAGAAAGGUUCUAUGAUUUAACUGCUGUACGUAGGUAUUUGAAUGUAUACGUUCUGGACCUCUCUUUAGCUAUCUCACACGGAACGGCAAGCAGAGUCAGAUGGGUUGCUUGCAAUAAUAAAAGCUAUCUUGUAAUGUUUCCAUUAGCUUCUUAUAACUUGUGCAGGUGGCGAAAACAAUCUCCGGAGAUUAACGCACCUCAUGAUGUCAGAUCUUACUCAAUCUGUUCUGGUCGUGGUGAACUAAUAGUUUUUGGAGGAGUUUUAGUAACAUACGGAAGAAUUAAAUCGAGUUUAAACCAGCAGCUAACUAAUAACAACACCUAUGUUUUGCAACCGUGCUACGUCAUAUGAAU